AUGUCUGCUCAAAAAUCUUUCCUUGACGCCAUCAAGGAACGUCGCACAAUCUACGCACUCAACAAGGAAUCGCCCGUCUCAGAUAAGAGGAUUACUGAACUUGCAGAGCUGGCUCUGCUUAAUGUUCCUUCAUCCUUUAACUCUCAGAGCACCCGUCUUGUUGUGCUGUUGAACAAGGACCAUGACCAGUUUUGGGACUAUGUUCUUGAGGUUUUGAAGCCUCUUACUCCCGAGGACAAGUUCGCUGGGACGCAACAAAGAGUUGGAGGAUUCAAAGCUGGUUACGGAACAAUCCUCUUCUACGAAGACCCCGAGCCAGUCGAAGCCCUCCGCAAAGCAUUCCCCCCCUACGCCCACCACUUCGGCGACUGGUCCGAGCAAACAAACGCCAUGCACCAAUUCGCCCUCUGGGUCGCCCUCGAAGCAGAAGGCUUCGGCGCAAACCUCCAGCACUACAACCCCGUCGUCGACCCCAAGGCCGCAGAGCACUGGAAAAUCCCCCUCGACUGGAAACUCCGCGCUCAACUCGUCUUUGGCGGUCGCGCCGGCGGACCUGGUGAGAAGGAGAGUAAGCCUACGCAUGGAACUAGGUUGUUUGUGCAUGGAGCGAAAAUUUAG
Molecule: messenger RNA, 618 nt
Organism: Bipolaris zeicola 26-R-13
Lineage: Eukaryota; Fungi; Ascomycota; Dothideomycetes; Pleosporales; Pleosporaceae
Exons: 3
Coding region: 1-618 (205 amino acids)
Biological process (GO): cellular response to oxidative stress
Source: RefSeq, a predicted model, not a curated record